GCUAAGUAACGGUCGGGAGGGUUUUUUUUCUCUCUCUCUCUUUUUGGCUGGUUCCAGCUGACAUCCAGCCGGACUAGUUGCUGUCGAUGCAGGAAGUUAUCCCGGGGUUUCCACGUGGCUGCCCGACUGCUGGAGAUGGGCUGAUUUCACCCGCUAAGACCCUGUCAAAACCAUGUCAGCCUAUUCUCCGAAUGGGCGAGUCUUCUGGCUGCUGGUGACUUGUUUCUGCACCGCUUUCCUGUGUCUCCAUCACCUCAGGAGUGACCAACACCAGCAGCAGCAGCAGCAGCAACAACACCAGCAGCAGCAGCAACACCAGCAGCAGCAGCAGCAGAGUGAACUCGGCAGCAGCCCAGACUCACAGGAACCCGGCUCCUUCCCUCUCUUCAGAUUCUCGGUUGCGUUCCUGCUCUGCUACUGCCUGAUCAAAUACAGCUGCUGGCAGCCCCCCCCUCGACACUCCCCUCCUCUCCGGGUACCAGCCGCUGCCCACUCUGCCUCGGGCAGGAAGACCGUCCUGGAGGCUUACUAUGAGCACCAGAUCAAACUGUCUCCACACGUGCUGGGUCACAGCAAGGCACAUGUCACCAAGAUAGUCAGCGAGCUGGUUAAAGUUGGCAAAACUGAGCAUGAGGACUGCACUCUGACCUUCCGAGGGGACUUUGUCCAAGUUGGCAGCGCCUACGAGCAGCACAAGAUCAACAGCCCGGAUUGUUUUGACCUCCUGGUGCCCAUCAAAGUGCCCCAGGUCCUGAAGCUGGAACCCACCUUUGAUUUAGGGAUGAAAGAGUUGCCCUUCCACCUGGGAGGAAGCGCCGUCUGCAGGUUGAAACCCUCCAGCAAAUCCGAGUGGUCAAAGUACAGGAAAGAUUUCAAUGACUGUUUCUGUAUCCACUUCCAGAAGAGAGCUGCCCUCUCGUCCUGCCAGGUGCUGAAAUGGUUCUACAGCAAGAUGCACCGAUGCCUCAAUGUCAUCAAAUACCAGUGUGAAGACCGAUGCUCUGUCACACUGUCUGUGGUCAAUGACCAGCUCAUACUGAAACUGCUGCCCAAGUCGGACUAUGUGUGUUGCCACAUCGCCAUGUCUGUGCGACUGAUUCCAGCUGUUCAUGUGGGCGAUUCAGUAUUUCUUGUAGCCCAGCCCUGGGCUAGGACUGAGGUGGUGCUCAGGCCCCUGAAGCAAGAGGCCUUCUGGUAUGUUUAUCUGUCCAAGCAUGAGCAAAAGUUUCUGAAUUGGCUGAAAGUGCAAACUCCAAACAACUCCUGCCACCUGAAAUGUCUUCAGAUUAUGAAGGCUCUUCGUGACGUGGGCUGCAAAGAGUUUGACCAGCAAUUUUCCAUCCAGUGGAACAUGAUACUCUGCUCCUACAACAUGAAAACAGCACUCUUUCAUUUGCUGUUGAAAGGUCCCCUGGAAGCUUGGGAUGAAAAAUUCCUCAUGGAAAGAUUAGAGGACCUGGUUAGGUUCUGGAGGGAACGCUUACAGAAACAGGAACUGAUGCAUUUUUUCCUGGGGAAUAAAAACGUCCCAGAUUUUUUGACGGUGCCAAGGAAAAUUAAGGAAGCCUUGCCAGUGAACCUGCUGGCUGGCUUUGACCCUGCUCUUUUGGAUCUGGUUUCAUUUCAACUCUUGAAAACAUGGAAUCGUGCACAUCUAAUAAUGAAAUUAAAUAAUCAUAAACGCUUACCUAGGAAUUGCUAAUAGUUGCUGAUGUCCGAAUUUGCCUCCUUGUUAGAGUAAUAUGUCAAACCCUUUCUACUAUUCAUGUCUGCUUAAGUGUAGAAUCGCCAUUUUAAUUUAUUGCUUUUCAGUUUCAGUGACACACAAUCAUUAUAAAUGAUUGUUACGUUCUUGUUUCUUGGGGCAUCGUCACAGAACAUGUAUCAUUACUUAACUGCUCUCUGUUCAGAGAGCAGCAGAUUGAUGUGCACACAGUACUUUAUAUCAAAAGGAUUGUGCAGGAGGAACUGAGACUGAUGACACAUCGGCUGAGGCAUUUCUGACUUGAAGUAUGCCAAAUGUCCUCAGUACAGACAACCCAUUUCUUUAAACAAAAAAACUUCUCUUUUUAAUAUUCCUACAUGUCUCCUUAUUUUACAAGAGAUUGGACAGUGUGAGCCUCGGCUAAGAAGGUAUUGCAAAUGGUUAAACUAUGCCACUAUCAAAAAUAAAGUGCUAUUUUUAAAAGCUGGCUGUUUAUUUAUCUAACUGAAAACUACAAAGUCAUGCUGUGGGCCUACAAAAAUAUAGCCGGCGGAUUACAUAUUGGACAUGAUUAGAGCAGCUUUUCUCAGUUGGACCAGACUUUUCUAUCUUUCAAGGUAUACAGUGUUACUAGUGUUUAUGGCUUUUGCGUUUAUGCAUGCUUUAGAGUUUCUGGUUUUCAGAGUUUGGGGCUUCCAGUGUUUAUUUUUGCAGAUUUCAAUUUGCACCAAAUGUAGUUGUUUCUUAUUUAGACCUUCAGUGAGACUGGGUCUCAUCAAUGAGACUGUUUAUGUUCACACAGCUUCUAAAUUUCCCAUAUGUCGCCCACCUGUCGAGACUAUUGCUUUCGCCUCAGCUGGCAGGACACAGCUCAGCUCUCUCGCCAUCACGCUGCUCACAAACUAUUUCCUUUACAGCCUGAACAGCUAUCAGUUGCUGGACUGACAAUCCACCCUCCAUCCAUGUUUCUCAAUUCAAGCUUUUUGCUGUUGAGAGGCUGCAUGCCCAUUGUGAUUAAGCCAAGGAAAAGAAUCCAGUGAAAGAACAUUUAAGUGCCAUUGGAAAGUUUAAUUUCAAUGCCUUGUAACGAUGCAGAGAUACAUUGGUCACGAGAUAUAUUCAGGACUUCAAAUAUUUGAUUUACUCUUUGUGUUUUAUCUGCGCUACCAAAAUAAAACAUUUACUCCAAAAUUUCUUCCAGAUGAGCUCGUUGCUCUAACCCAAAAAAGCACGGUACCAUAUUUUAUCUAUAUAUUAUACAUGUAAAAAACACUUUUCAUAAUGAGGGUAUGCUAUUUUAUUACUACUUAAUGCAAUUAAGACAUUUUGACUGUAGCAUUAAAUUUAAUUGUCUGGUCACGGGUACAGUAAUAUUACAUUAUAAUCAGUUACCCAAUACAGUCAUAGAUGUUUACCUUCUGAAAUAUUACUGCUGAUCUCUUCUCCUCAUAUUUGUAAAACAGUACGUACUUUGUAUAUGUAUAUAAGAUAGAAUAACUUGCUUAAAAAUGUAUCUCAGGGCAUAGCAGAAGAGAUUGUUGUAAUAAACCUCGAAUUUUUG
Messenger RNA from Carcharodon carcharias (great white shark), 3266 nucleotides. RefSeq names its product inositol 1,4,5-trisphosphate receptor-interacting protein-like 2. The record is from RefSeq and is a predicted model, not a curated record. Bases 173 to 1702 code for a protein of 509 amino acids. The transcript is spliced from 2 exons. NCBI's taxonomy places the organism in Eukaryota, Metazoa, Chordata, Chondrichthyes, Lamniformes, Lamnidae.